Molecule: messenger RNA, 635 nt
Organism: Cantharellus anzutake
Lineage: Eukaryota; Fungi; Basidiomycota; Agaricomycetes; Cantharellales; Hydnaceae
Exons: 1
Source: RefSeq, a predicted model, not a curated record
GAUGAGAAAAGCUGUCGCUAGUCAUCAAAGGGAGAAGAGUGACUUGGAAACGGCUCUGGAUGUCUUGAAAUCUGAGCUGGCCAAGAAGUCCGUCUCUUUGCCAAAUCGCUUUGGGUCUACGAACGGGGAAGCUGGGCUGCAAGAGCCCUUGGACGUCAAAUCCAAGCGAGAGAUUGAUAUCACCCAGCCCAUCCCCGCGCUGUUGAACGAGUACGACAAGGCUUCACAGGGAACAAAGGAGGAAAAAGGUGAUUUGGGUCUCGGCUUUGAGAGCGUCCACAAUGCUGGCCAGUCAAGGCUUGUUAUAGUUGCAGGUCCGGCCUCACUUACAACUCCUAGAAAAUUUGAGGUUGGAGCAGGGACUUCAAGAAAUACGAGAAAAACCGAAUAACGCGAAUGCACCAACCCACAGAGCACAAGCUGAGAACAAGCACGCACUGAAGCAGCUUAGCACUUUCCGGGAGAGUAUCGAUGCGCAAAAGGGGGGUAUAGAACGGCUACAAAGCUCCUUGGACGAUAUCAAAAGGAAACAUGAAAGUGAUGUCGCUCAGAUGAGAGAAAUUGUCGCCAGCCUUGAGAGGGAGAAGAAUGAUUUGCAAACCGCCCUGGAUAAUUUGAAAUCUGAUUCAGCACAG